Molecule: messenger RNA, 2247 nt
Organism: Auxenochlorella protothecoides
Lineage: Eukaryota; Viridiplantae; Chlorophyta; Trebouxiophyceae; Chlorellales; Chlorellaceae
Product: Pentatricopeptide repeat-containing protein
Exons: 8
Coding region: 1-2247 (748 amino acids)
Molecular function (GO): protein binding
Source: RefSeq, a predicted model, not a curated record
AUGUUGAAACGUGCACGAUAUCCCCUCCUGGACGACAGCAGCACGUUGGCAUAUCUCCAGCAGGCCCUGCUCCAUGGAGAUGCAGCAGGCACGCUGACCCUGCUUUCCCCCUGCCCGGGCCACGCCUGGGACGAGGCUGCCGCCUGGGCGGGGGACCGGGGCUCCCUCCCCGCCCUGCGCUGCCUCCUCGAGGCCCGUGCCCGGUCGGGGCUCGACCCCGGCGACCCCAAGUGGGUCACCCGUGUCGUCACAUCGCUGAGGAGGGCGGGCGCCCCCCUGGCCGAGGCCUGGGCUGUCUUCUGCACCACUCCCACCCCGACACUGUACACCUGCAACGCCAUCAUCGCCGCCUGCGCCCGAGCCAGGGACUGGCCGAGGGCACAUGAGGUGCUGCAGGGCAUGCGCGUCUGGCACGUCGCACCUGACGUCGUCACCUUCAACAGCCUGCUGCAGGCGGCCGGGGCCGGGGGCUCACUGGCGGGGGUACGCGCCACGCUGGGUGCGCUGCGCUCCGCCAGCCUGGCGCCGACGCCGACCACCUACGCCGUGCUGUUCACCGCCCUUGCCGCGGCCGGUCUGCGCGACGCCGACGAGCUCUGGGCCCUGCUGCGGGCGGCGGGGGAGGGCGGACUGCGCCCCACGCCCCACAUGGUCUCCGCCUUCCUGGCAGCGCUGCGGCGCACGGCGCUGCGCGACGACCAGGUGGCCGAUGCGGUGGCGCUGGUGGACGCGCUGCCAUGGCCAGGCGAGAAUGAGGUCACCGCGCUGCUGAGCCUGCUGCGUCACCGCCCCGGCGCUGCGCCACGGCACGUGCCGGCCCUCUGGCGCGCCAUCCAGGCGUCGCCGGAGCUACAGACGCCCCACGUCUUCUCCAGCCUCUUCGCCGCCUGUGCGCACGCCGGCGCCGGCUCCGGGCUGGAUGCGCUGGCGCAAGAGGCCUACGAGUUGAUGCGCGGCCUGUACCUCCGCCGGGCGCCCACCUCGGGCAAGGCCAGGGAGGCCGCGCUGCUGGCCUUCAACGCCGCCGCACACGCGCUGCGUGACCCCCGACGCGGCGACGCUGAGCAUCCUGAGGCCUGCCGCGAGGGCCUGGCCACCGACCCGGGCGCGGCGGGCACGCUGGGGGUGGAGGCGGGGCCGGAGACGCUGGCCGCCGUGGUCGGCGGCUGCGCCGCGCUGGGCCGCGCGCAGGACGCCUGGGACGUCUACGCCGAGUUGCGGCGGGUGGGAGGGCGCGCGGGGCGCGAUGUCGCCACCAGGCUUGUCGUCGCGCUGGCCAGGGCGGGGCAGCUGGCCGAGGCGGAGGCGGUGUGGGGCCAUUUCAUUAACGAGGCGCAGUCACUCCAUGACACCGGCCGUCAAGGCGGACUUGCAGCAGGGGCUGGGAGUUCAGACGCAUCAGCAAGCGAGGAUGGGGCCGGCGCUGCCAGUCGUCCCCCCCCAGAUGUCAUCCCAGAGGCAGCCAGCCGCGAUGCAAGUGCCGUGGUGUCACCACCAAGCAGGCAGCUGCCGGGCGCCAGCGCGGCCGCGGCCCUGGCACUUGCCUGCCUGGAGACCCCCGGCCACCUGGCCGACGGCUGGGCCUACUUCCGGGCCCUGGCCGAGGAGUACCCGCCCGUCGCCCAGGCGGCGACGCUGCUGCCCUUCCGCCGCGCGUGGGAGGCGGCCGCCAUGGCCGCCUGCCGUGCGGGGCGGCUGCAGGACGCGCUCCUCGCGCUGGAUGCCUGGCAGGCCGCAAGCGACGCGUGGCAUGCCGGGCGGCUGGGCAGGGAGGAGCGGGGCCAGGAACCAGGGGCGGACAGCGUGCGGAGCCGGCGCCGGAGCCGGCGCCUGGCGGACCUGGGCGGCGGGGGGGCGACGAUGCAGGGGCCUGGCGCCAGAGGCGUCCAGGAUGGGGCCGAGGCGACCCCAGCGGCGGCGUCUGAGGGAAGCGAUGGCGCUGAGGCGGGCGGCCCGACAGGAGGUGGCCACGAAUCGCCGCCGGCAACCAGUGUGCCCGCCCUCGCGCCCAAGCCUGUGCGCCUGGCAAGCAGUGCCGCCCCGGGACUGGCGCGCGCGCCGCGUCUCUCCAGCGCGACCCUGGCCUACCUGGCGGCCUGCUGCCACAGGGCGCCCGCAGGGGCCGAGACGGCGCGCGUCCUCCAGCUCUGUGCAAUGCUGCGCACCCGACGCCAGGAGGCCAUGGAGGCCGCACAGCCGCACCCGCCAAAGCGCUCGCACCACUUUUACCAGGAUGGGGCCCUGUGA